This is a messenger RNA of Penicillium lagena, 723 nucleotides long. RefSeq names its product putative 2-haloalkanoic acid dehalogenase. The record is from RefSeq and is a predicted model, not a curated record. The transcript has a single exon. Lineage: Eukaryota; Fungi; Ascomycota; Eurotiomycetes; Eurotiales; Aspergillaceae. Bases 1 to 723 code for a protein of 240 amino acids.
AUGGGUAACCAAAAGCAUGUGGUAUUCGAUGUUGUCGGGACAUGCGUCUCCUUCGAUGCAUUUUACAACUGUAUCGACCGCGUCAUUGGCGAUAAACUCCUCGCCAAAAACAUCACCGCUCGCUCCUUCGGAUUUACCUGGAUGACAGCCGCCGAGCUGGAAUUUACUUUCCUGUCAAUCUCAGAACGCUACCGACCUUAUAAGGACGUUCUCACCGCUCUAUUCUUCCGGACACUGUAUAUGGCUGGAGUUGGGUCCCCAAGAACAUUCGCCACAGAAGCAGAGCGCGAUCAGUGUGUCCAGGGAUAUUCGGAGUUGGAACUCAGGCCGGGAAUAAGCGAUUGCUUUGAAAUAUUGAGAAACGCUGGAUUUACCGUUUGGUGCUUAACUACCGGGGAUACCAAGCGGGUUCGUGGGUACUUCGAACGUGCAGGCGUGCAUAUGCCGCUUGAUAACUUCAUCAGCUGUGACACGCAGGGAUUGGCCAAGCCCGCUUUGGCAGCGUACAGGCCGGCUCUCGCCAAAUUUUCUCCUGGAGAUGUCAAGUGGUUCGCAGCGGCACAUAUGUGGGAUGUGUCGGCUGCGGUCAAGGUUGGCUUCCGCGGUGCCUAUUGCACGAUAUAUGAGCAGGAGUCCUGUGAGGAGAUUUUCGACACUAAGAUGGAAGUUUUGGAGAAUACACUGCCACAGAUGGCGGAGAGAAUUGUGGCGGCUUCUAUUUGA